AUGGUGCCCGACGAAGUAUAUCUACUUCCAUUGAAGGACGAUGGAAGCCCCGAUGUGUCCGACAAACACCAGUACAUCUACCUUACUCCAAAAACUUCCGCUCCAAUUAUCGUACGGUUCCAGAUCGAGGGCACAUCGUCAAUAUGUAGGCACGGCAGGUUGUGGGUGAACAUCCCAGAGGAGGGUGCAGAGUUUCGGAGAGACAAUUUCCGGGCGUUUAAGCUUGAGCCAGAUUUCAAUCGAACGAUUGAAAUUUCGAUUCCCAUUCACGGCGCCGGUGCAUUUGCGUUCUAUACGACCUAUCACUCCCUCCCCGACCUGUCCGAAACCACCAUUGCCCCGAGUACAACUUCGCGCACUCCCACAUAUUACAUCGAUAUUGCCCCUCGACUGACCUUGGGGGGAACGCAGAUGCCAUUGCCGGCGGUGUCAGUAUUCUCCCUAAUCUCAAAAUUUAUGGGGAAAUACCCCGCAGACUGGGAGAAACAUUUGCGAGGUAUCGAUGAGAGAGGGUAUAACAUGGUUCAUUUUACACCAUUGCAGCAACGCGGAGAGUCAAAUUCCCCCUACAGUAUAUACGAUCAACUAAAGUGGGACCCGGAAUGCUUCCCCAAUGGCGAGGCUGACAUUAAAAAGUUAAUUGAUAGCAUGGAAAACAAAUACAACUUAUUAGCGCUCACGGACGUUGUUUUUAACCAUACGGCAAAUAAUAGCAAAUGGCUACACGAACACCCAGAAGCUGGUUAUAAUGUUUCGACUGCACCGUGGUUACGGUCGGCAUUAGAGUUGGACACCGAACUGCUCGAAUUUAGCAAGAAUAUGGCCAAAUACGAUCUACCUACAACGUUGACAUCCGUAGAUGACCUCUUGAAAAUUAUGGACAGCAUCAAGGAGAAAGUGAUUGCAAAACUUCGACUCUGGGAAUUCUAUGUCGUUCAUGCCGAGCGUAACGCCGAUGCCGCCAUCGAGGCCUGGGCGACAGGCGAUAUAUCAUUUCCCAAGGAUGGUUUCGGGGACCCCAACAAUGGUGGGCUUGAAGCCAUAAAAAGCGCCGGUCCGGCGGAACAGGCUCAAUUGUUGAUUAAGCACGGAAUGCUCGACAAUGACCGCCUUGGGGAGCGUUUCCGUCGAAAGGUCAACCCUCCUGUAGCAGCAGCCUUGCUUACGGCUAUUUAUGGCCGCUUUGAAGGGGAUGACUCCGAUUCUGCCGACCGAGCAGCCGCACGCAACCAUUUCGUGAAGGUCCUGGACGAACUCAAUCUUCCCUUGUACAGAGAAUAUGACGUCGACGUUGCCGAGCUCCUUCAGCAGGUAUUCAAUCGGGUCAAGUAUGUCAGAUUAGACGAGCAUGGGCCAAAGCUUGGGCCUAUCGACAUGAAGAACCCUCUCAUCGAAUCCUAUUUCACCCGCCUCCCCAAAAACUCUAUUACUUCUAAACACAAGGAGGACGAUCUUGCCUUGGUGAACAACGGCUGGAUAUGGGCUGCUAAUGCUCUAGUUGACCACGCAGGUCCAAAGUCCCGGGCAUAUCUUCGUCGGGAGGUGAUUGUUUGGGGCGACUGUGUAAAACUUCGCUAUGGAAGUGGCCGAGAAGAUAGUCCUUUCUUGUGGGACUUUAUGGCGAGUUACGCUCGUCUGAUGGCUAAGUAUUUUACUGGCUUCCGGAUAGAUAAUUGCCAUUCAACCCCGAUACAUGUAGCCGAAUUUUUGCUAGACGAAGCUAGGAGGGUCCGACCAAAUCUUUUCAUUGUCGCUGAACUGUUCACCGGGUCGGAGGAGACAGAUUAUAUUUUUGUAAAGCGCCUUGGAUUAAGCUCGUUGAUCCGCGAAGCCAUGCAAGCAUGGGGAACAGGCGAACUCAGUCGGCUUGUGCAUCAACAUGGCGGUCGACCAAUAGGCAGUUUCGAGGCCGAUGAAGUCUCAGGGGCUGAUUCAGAAAGCCUGGCGGGUAGUCAGCCUGCCAAGCGGGAGAUUGUUCGUCAAAUGAAAUAUACACCUGUGCAUGCGCUCUUCAUGGACUGCACGCAUGAUAACGAGCCACCUGCACAGAAGCGAGAUGCGCGAGACACACUUCCAAACACUGCUCUUGUCAAUAUGUGUGCAUCCUCUACCGGGAGUGUAUUUGGUUAUGAUGAGAUCUACCCUGAACUCAUCGAUCUUGUUGGAGAAACAAGAUUAUAUUCUUCAAUCUCAUCCACUAAGCCUGUGGAGAUUGGUGGUGGUGAAGGUGGUAUUGGCGGGAUCAAGAAACUCCUGAACCAAAUCCACACUCUGAUGGGUAAAGAUGGGUAUGAUGAGACUCAUAUCCAUCAUGAGGAUCAAUAUAUCACUGUUCAUCGUGUCCAUCCAGAAUCCCGGAAAGGGUAUUUCCUUAUUGCACACACGGCAUUUCCUGGGUAUGGAGACGGAAAUGGCGAGCUCAGUCCAGUUCGUCUGACAGGUACCAAAGCUCGCCACGUGGGAAGUUGGAUGCUUGAGGUUGAUACUAGCGAGGAAGCCAAAAAGGCUGCCUCAGAAGAUAAGAAGUUCUUGAGAGGCUUGCCAAGCAAGGUGUCCGAUCUUCCAGGCGUUCGGUUGGAGAUCAAGGAAAAUGAGACCGUUAUCACUAUCCCAGAUAAAUUUCCACCGGGUAGCAUCGCGUUAUUUGAGACUUGGAUACCCAGCGUAGACCAUUCUUCUGGUCUUGAUACAUAUGUCACUUCAGGGGCUAAGGCUGCUUUCUCGGAAUUGGAUCUUGUAGAUCUUAAUUUUGUGCUAUACCGAUGCGAGGCCGAAGAACUUGACUCCAGCGAUGGCAAGAACGGUGUUUAUGAUAUUCCAGAACAUGGCAAACUCGUCUAUGCUGGCUUGCAGGGUUGGUGGAGUGUAAUGAAAGACGUUAUUAGGAACAACAAUUUGGCCCAUCCUAUUUGUCGACACUUACGGGAUGGCCAAUGGCCGUUGGAUUAUAUGGUGGGACGUCUCGAGAGGAUAUCAGAGAGAGUUAAUCAUGAGCGGCUUUGCAAACCUGCUGAGUGGCUCAAAGAACGGUUUGCUGCGAUUCGAAAAAUUCCAAGCUUCCUACUGCCACGGUACUUUGGCCUGGUUCUACGGACUGCAUACAUGGCUGCCUGGGACCGUAGUCUAGAACUCAUGAACGAUAAUGUUCAAAAAGGGCAGUGGUUCUUGCAAAGUCUCGCUAUGGUCAGUCUGCAGCAGGUUGGAUUUGUCAAAUCCGCGUCUUUAUAUCCCAAAAAGGAUGUCCCGUCAUUGGCAGCCGGCCUCCCGCACUUCGCGGUUUCGUGGGCAAGAUGCUGGGGUCGAGAUGUUUUUAUAUCUGCCAGAGGUCUAUUACUUGGCGCUGGCCGAUACGCAGAAUGUAGAGAGCAUAUUCUUGCAUUUGCAAGUGUCAUGAAACAUGGGAUGAUCCCCAAUCUUCUUAGCAGUGGCAGCAACCCUCGAUAUAACGCCCGAGAUGCGAUCUGGUUCAUGCUGCAGACAAUUCAAGACUACACCAAGAUUGUUCCAAAUGGCUUGGACAUUCUCAAGGAAAAAAUACCUCGGCGAUUCCUCCCUUACGAUGAUACAUACUUCGAGGUUGAUGAUCCAAGAGCGUACUCGAAAUCAUCAACUUUGGAAGACAUUGUUCAAGAGGCUCUCCAACGACAUGCCACCGGAAUGUCGUUCCGAGAGGCUAAUGCAGGCCCCGAUUUGGAUAUGCAGAUGAAGCCAGAAGGUUUCCAGCAAGAUAUCAAGGUUGACUGGAGUACCGGGAUUAUUUUCGGUGGCAACCAAUAUAACUGCGGGACUUGGAUGGACAAGAUGGGUGAGAGUGAGAAAGCUCACAACAAAGGCGUUCCCGGUACACCUCGUGAUGGCGCAGCUAUUGAGAUCACAGGUCUCCAUUAUAGUACUCUGGUAUGGCUGGCAAAAUUGCACAAGGAGGGCAAAUAUAAGUAUGCUGGCGUCAGUACCUCGGAUCCGAAUCGAGAGGUCAUCACCUUCGGUGACUGGUCUGCUCUCAUCAAACACAAUUUCGAGCGUUGCUACUACAUCCCAGUUGACUCCGAUGAUGAUGAUAGCUACGACGUCAAUCCAAAGAUCAUCAAUCGUCGCGGGGUCUAUAAAGAUCUGUAUAAAUCCGGCAAAGAAUACGAGGACUAUCAGCUACGUCCCAACUUCACCAUCGCUAUGGCAGUGGCGCCCGACAUCUUCAAUGACACCCACGCCCUUCAUGCCCUAACUGUCGCGGACAAAGUUCUCCGUGGUCCCACAGGAAUGGCGACCCUUGAUCCCUCAGAUCUUAAUUACCACCCCUACUACAUCAACUCCGAUGAUAGCGACAACUUCAGCACGAGCAAAGGAAGAAAUUACCACCAAGGUCCAGAGUGGUUGUGGCCCACGGGUUUCUUCCUCAGAGCCCUACUGAAGUUUGACUUGAAGAGAUGCGAUGACCCGGGGCAGAAGACCGAGGCAUUUCAACAGAUCACAAAGAGGUUGAUAGGGUGUAAGGAAGCCAUUAAGGAGAGUCCUUGGGCGGGGCUGACGGAGUUGACGAAUAAGAAUGGGGAGGUUUGUGGGGAUUCGUCGCCGACACAGGCUUGGAGCGCUGGCUGCUUGAUCGAUUUGUACCAUGAUGCCGCACAGUAUGACGUCUCACAAUUAUCGUCGUGA
This is a messenger RNA of Venustampulla echinocandica, 4653 nucleotides long. Its product is annotated as putative Glycogen debranching enzyme. The transcript has 3 exons. Gene Ontology annotation, biological process: glycogen catabolic process. The record is from RefSeq and is a predicted model, not a curated record. NCBI's taxonomy places the organism in Eukaryota, Fungi, Ascomycota, Leotiomycetes, Helotiales, Pleuroascaceae. Gene Ontology annotation, molecular function: amylo-alpha-1,6-glucosidase activity; 4-alpha-glucanotransferase activity. Bases 1 to 4653 code for a protein of 1550 amino acids.